Molecule: messenger RNA, 1251 nt
Organism: Durusdinium trenchii
Lineage: Eukaryota; Dinophyceae; Suessiales; Symbiodiniaceae
Source: the annotation of a GenBank genome assembly
AUGGAAGAUGAGGAUGGUGUUGAAGCACCUCACCCAUCCCACCCAGCAAAGGAACUGUGGCCAUAUUGGCCUGGAGGCCUACAAGAUCAAUGGGACAUUGACCUCACUGACUCAACAAAGGAGUGUGACACCGGCGCUGCAGCUGCGUCACCCGAACUUUUGAGCUCUUGCGUGGAGAGAUGCCACGCAGAAGUCUUGCAGAGGUUAGACAAGCAAGAUGAAGUGCUGAGGCGGAUUCAUAUCACUUUGCUGAAGCAGCCAACUGCAAGAGCCUUGAACACCGACAUCAAUUGUAAACUCCCUGAGAUGCACGACAGUGGUGAAUUUGGCCAGCUGGACAUUACCAAUUCGCUUAUUCUUGGAGAGGAAAAGGUGAAGGUUUGCACGCCAGAGGUGUUCCACACCUUCACUGAAGCUGAUUUGGUCUUGCGGGAGAGGGCCGCAGAGGUCGACGGGGACCUCAGCCGGCAGCUCUAUGCAAGUGCUGCUAGCACUCAGGGCACGCUGGAUAGAACACGCAAAGAACGACUGCAACUGUGGUUUCGCAACCUUGUGAACUCGCCGGCCUUUGAUAUGUUUUUUGCCUUCGUGGUCCUCACCAAUUCAGUGUUUCUCGGGAUUGAAGUAGAGCUUGGCAUGCACACCGAUGAACAACCGUUUGCGCUGGAAGUGGUACAGCUCAUAUAUGCCGGGCUCUUCACCGCUGAGCUGGCCAUGCGCGUGGGAGCUUUUGGCCUCGGCUAUUUUUGUGGUAGUGACUGGAUGUGGGCCUGGUUGGACUUUGGGAUCGUGCUCAUUUCCCUCGUUGAAAUCUUCGUGGACUUCCUUGACAAGGUGCGAACCGGCGGCGAGGUGGAUUCCAAUGCCGUGGGAAGCUUCACGGGGUUCAAAGCCUUGAGACUUAUACGCAUCACACGCCUUUUGAAGACAUUGCGCGUGGUAAGAAUCUUCCGAUUCGUGAUGGCACUCCGCACUUUGGUCACCUCCAUUGUCUACACGCUCCGCUCGCUAUUCUGGGCACUCACAUUGCUGCUGCUGAUUGUAUACGUAUUUUCGGUGCUUAUCACGCAAGCAGUGGAUCCGUAUUUGCGUGAGAAUCCGCUCGUGUCCCUGCCGGACGAAGAGUUGGAAAUGGCUCGUGCGCAUCUAAAUUCCUUGACGCAAACGAUGUUGAGCCUCUUCAUGAGCAUCUCUGGCGGCUUGAACUGGGUUGAUUUGGCUGGUCCCCUUCAGGCAAUUUCGACCUUUUGA